This is a messenger RNA of Poecilia latipinna (sailfin molly), 1620 nucleotides long. RefSeq lists its product as uncharacterized. Bases 36 to 1157 code for a protein of 373 amino acids. The transcript has 6 exons. Gene Ontology annotation, biological process: response to bacterium. Lineage: Eukaryota; Metazoa; Chordata; Actinopteri; Cyprinodontiformes; Poeciliidae. The record is from RefSeq and is a predicted model, not a curated record.
UAACUUUUGAUAACCAAUCGGAAAGAUGUGUGAGUAUGACAUGUAUGAUGUUGAAGCUCCUCCCAGUCAGAUUAAAAAUAAGUGUUUGUGUGACUGCAAGAGGGAGGAUGAAGAUGUUUGUUCUAUUAGCUGCACUGCUGUUUCUGCAUCAGACAUAUUCUCUGGUUCCAGUGAUGCAAGUUCAGCUUGGUGAACCUGCAACUUUUCCAUGCGCUAUGCCAAAGUUUAAGUUUACCCAACAAGUCGUUUACUGGUACAAGCAGAGUCCAGGGGAUACUUUGAGACAAAUUGUUAAAUUGUCUGUGAAGCAACAAAAAAUAACAAAUUUUACAUUUGGAACACAGUUUUCUGACUUAAGAUGGAAGGUUACUGAUGAUAAAAAGGAAAUAAACUUGACAAUUUUGAGGACAACACGAGGGGAUUUUGGGAUAUAUCACUGUGCAAGCAAGGUUUCCACUGGGAAUCCUGAAUGGAGUGCUACAAAUUUGGCAUUCAAAGACAAUACUGCAAGGGUAUCCGACUACACUGUGAUACAGCAGCCUGCAGUAUCCAAUCCAGUUCGUUCAGGAGACACUGCUAUCUUUCAGUGUUCAAUUUUGUUUGACUCUGAGAAGAUGCCAUGUUCAAAAGAUCCUACCAUCUUCUGGUUCCAAGCAAAAUCCAAUAAUGCCUAUCCGAACGUGAUCUACGCAGACACAAACAGACGUGAUGAAUGUGAGAAGAGAUUUAACACAGAGAAAAGUUGUUUGUUUCAGUUCUCAAAAGUUGUCAGCUCCUCUGAUGCUGGGAUGUUUUACUGUGUUGUGUCCUCUUGUGGAAAACUGUUAAUCGGAAAUGGAACCAGAUUGGAAAUUGCAAGCAGCACAAGUUUUGAAUUUACGGCCCUGGUGACUGCAGUGUCCUGCCUGGUCUUUUCUUUGAUUUUAAGUGUUGUUUUCAUCUGUUGCCAAGCUCCAACGGCAGAUCAAAAACCAUCCCAUGGGAUGGAAAGCAUCAAUUUACAAGAAACACUACACAGCUUGACACAGAAAAUACCUGCUGAAGGUGGAAACGAAAACUAUGCUGCAUUACAUUUCUCUACAAGUAAGAAACGAUGUGAAGGCCGGAAGAAAAAAAUGGAAACAGAAGAGUGCUUUUACUCUGAGAUUAAAAUCUGAACAUCAACAAAUAUUGCAGUGAAAAAUCAAAUGUAGCUGCUUUUUAUUGCAGAGUAUUUUAAAAUGCACCCCAAGCCAUUUGAAAUUAUCUGUAUUUUUAAGGGAUGUUUUUUUUAAAAAAAAAAAACUGCAUCUAAUAGCAUCCAGAAUCUUUCUCUUUGAAAUGUGUGUCGUUUGUUUUUGUCUAAAUUGGUUGCUUCAUAGGUACUUCAACACAAGUAGUAAAAAAGAACCCAGAAGUACUCGAGUGUUAUAUUUCCAUGUUAAUCACAUUCAUUUGUAUUACUAAUCAGUUAGAAUCAGAGUAUGCUAUCUGUAAUUGUUACGCAAUAAUUUGUUUUCCUUUAUUGUACAGUAUGUUGUUCUUUGUUUUAUGUAUUUUAACUUUGUGAACUUCAAUUGCCUGUCAUAUUAUUAAUAAAGUAAUAACUAGGUACAGGGUUUGUCUCUGUGUAUUAUAACC